Aphanomyces astaci is the source of this 1553-nucleotide messenger RNA. RefSeq lists its product as hypothetical. Bases 21 to 1454 code for a protein of 477 amino acids. Lineage: Eukaryota; Oomycota; Saprolegniomycetes; Saprolegniales; Verrucalvaceae. The record is from RefSeq and is a predicted model, not a curated record. The transcript has 5 exons. Gene Ontology annotation, molecular function: methyltransferase activity; RNA binding. Gene Ontology annotation, biological process: RNA methylation.
CCGGUUCACACCUCUUGACCAUGACCAGCAGCGUCGACGCCAUGACGGUCGGUCUGGACGAGUUCUUCCUCGCGUUUCCGGACGACGUCGAAGCCUUUUUCACCCUCGCCUAUGGCGCGACCCACUGGGGUGCCAUCAAAUCUGCCCUCGCGCGCCCGCCCGCGUACACGUCCGUUCGAGUCAACACCCUCGUCACCACGCAAGACAAGCUCGUGGUGGCUCUGAAUGCAGCGCUCGUUGACUUCAACGCCCGACUUCAAGCGCAAGGUCGACCGACCAUUGCCGCUGUACCGCACUCGAGUCUAACCGAUGUCGUGAUCGUGCCGUCGGCACCUCGGGUGACCGCUCCCGUGGACGCCACCACGACCAAGAAGAUCAUCGUCGAUCGUCUCUGUGGGGAAGCUGUGCUUCGAGGCAGCGAUAUCUUUGCGCGUGGCAUCAUGUGCGCCAGCAGCGCCUUGAACGCUGGCGACCGCGUGUUGGUGUAUGUGGACUUGGACCAUUCGGCAACUCGGGGCAGCGACGCCGAGCUCCACGCGGGUCGAAAGGUGCUUUUGGGGGUGGGCACGGCCGCCAUGCCGCGAAGUGAAAUGUUUCGAGCGCUCAAAGGCCUAGCGGUGGCGGUGCAAUCUCGGUUGUGUGCGGACGCGCCGCCACUGAACGGGGUCUUGAGUGGCGACAUGUACAUGCAAAACACCCCGUCCAGUGUCGUAGCCCACGUGUUGAGCCCCCAGCCAGGCGACACGGUGCUCGACAUGUGCGCCGCGCCGGGCGGCAAGACGUCGCAUCUGGCCACCCUUAUGCAGAACCGAGGCACGUUGAUCGCGUGCGACCGAAGCCGUCGAAAAGUGCUGGAAAUGAAAGCAUUUUUUGAAUCCGUGAACUUGUCCAUCAUCGUGCCCAUCAAGCUCGACUCGACGCAGUCUGUGCUCCCCAAGCAAGAUAUCGUUCCGUCCGUGCAUCAAGUGAUCACCGACGCCCUAGCCAAAGACCCCCAAGCCAAACUGCUUCCCAUUACCGGAUUCGGCGCGGAGACCUUUGACAAGAUCUUGUUGGACCCGCCUUGCUCGGCGUUGGGGCUGCGACCGCGCCUCGUGCACGCAUGCAACUUGACCGAGCUGGAGCAGUACUCAAACAUGCAGCGGAACUUUCUGUGGGCGGCCGUGUUCCUGCUUAAACCUGGCGGCACCCUCGUCUACUCGACGUGUACGGUGAACCCGAAGGAGAACGAGCAAAUGGUCGCGCAUGCUCUGGACGCGUACCCGCUGGAGCUGGUGGGACAGAACCCCGUCCUUGGCGAGCCCGGACUGCUCAACCAAGGCCUGUCGGCCGACCAAGCCGCCAAAGUCCAACGCUUUGACCCGGCCAGUGCCAGCGACACGAUGGGGUUCUUCUGCGCCAAGUUUGUCAAGACCAAGUCGAUUCGAGAGACCACUAGUAGUCAAAACAACUAACGAUGAAAACGUGUGGGCUGGAUGGUGUCGAGGCUGUGUCCUGUGCGCGCAGUGUUGCCGUAGUCUUGCACACAUUAACAGUAAGGAUAUUAACAGUAA